AUGUAUCUCCCUGUCAGACCUAGACCCAAGAAAACCGAUAUUAUCCGGUCACGCAAUGGGUGCAAGAGUUGUAGGCAGAGGCGAACCAAAGUACUUCCCCCUGGGUUAGGCAAAACAUGCGAGCGCUUUUCUGAGGAUUUGCAAUUCCGUGUUGUGACUUCCUCAGAUCCUCGAAUGCCAAAGAGGCUGAGAGGGAAAGACCGCUCUCAUACACGCCUAGGGCUAAGUCACGUAGAACCUGAGGGCGUUUCUUGCGGCAGUAUGGAUCUGAUAAGGUCGCUACAACAUACAGAACGGGACGUUUUCUACCUUACGUAUUGGGAAGAUCAGUGCCUGCCAACUCUGCAUCCCAUCCUCCGCUUCUUUACCCAGUCAGCAGCAGCAAACGUGAUGUUGAAGAACACAAUGCUAGCCCUGUCAGCUUGUAAUCUCAGCCGCCUCAACCCAGAAGUCAGAAUGCGCUCAGAGAGCUUCCACAUGGGGAAGUUCAGACCCAACUUAAUCCAUCAGACCAGAAGUCAGCUUUACUAUUCAGCUGCAAUAAGCAGACUUGUCAACUCGGAUCAACUUCAUGACCAGCGGGUAGCGAUAACUGUGUUAGCCGUUAUUGUUAUCCUUUCGUAUAUGGAGUCUUCAAUGUCUAAUUUUACGGCCUUUUACUGUCAUACGGAUGGGCUCUUUCGCUUUCUCACAAAUCUGAAUGACUAUGCUCAAGAUGAGACAGUUCGGGGUCUUCUAACCACAUGGAUGCAAAGCCGGCUUUCGGUUUGGUGGAUGCGCUCCUACUUUAGCUCGGUAAAGCUGCAGCGGCUUCUGCCAUCGAUCCCUCUGCCACGCAUCCUCCAAGGGCAGCCAAAGUCCUUGCAUGAGCGCCGUGUCGAGAUUAUGAGUAUAAUGUGUGACUCGCAUUAUCUGAGUAACUCUUGCAUACUCCGACACUGGGAUUGUGAACAAAGCACAGAGACCGUAAUUCCUGAACCAUCAGACGCACCCGGCACUGAUGCAUUGCAUUUCCACGUGCUCCUCGCCCACCAAGUCCAGCGUCUAGAUCGCUGGAUCCAGCACCUCUCACCCGCCGAACAGCCAUUGAUGGAUUCAGCCUCAACAGGAGAUAUUACCACUCCACUGCGCUUCACCUCCCACGACGCCGCGCUAAACUACGCUUAUUACCUCACCAGUUGUAUCCUACAAUGCCAGACUAUUUUCUGCACCCUUCCUCCAACAUGCCCUACUAUUGCAACAAGGGAAGGCCAAACAGCAGACCCCUACGUUGGGCUACUCCUCCGCAUUGCUAAAGCCUCGCCGCCAGCCCAUCACCUCAAGCAAAACAUAUACACAAUCGGAUUCACAAACCUUCUUCUCACCGCCCUCCUCCGCACCACGUCUGUUUCCCUUGCCAUCGAGAUCGAGAAUUUUGUACAGAGCUUGGCCGACACCCUACCAACAGAAGAAGGCGGGUUCCCAAUUUACCAAGCCCUAGCGGUAAUCAAGUUGAUCAAUGUGCGGAAAAUGGCAGGGAAGGAUGUGGUUGCCGUUUCGCAGCCGGUAGAUGAUCAUGGCGGGGAACCAAAAUUCCAAUCUUAUAACAGCCAGGCUAUACGGGAUCUAUUCUUCCAUGGGAAGGAACGCACGGGAGGCGCUUUAUUCAAAGAGCGAGUAGUUAUUGGCCGUGCGGGCAAGUUGAAUGGAGGAGAGUGGAGAUGGGGGAGAGGAAGAAGACGGCCUGUUAUCUAUGUGUCGAGGUUCGAUGGGUUCUGA
Molecule: messenger RNA, 1758 nt
Organism: Aspergillus niger
Lineage: Eukaryota; Fungi; Ascomycota; Eurotiomycetes; Eurotiales; Aspergillaceae
Exons: 2
Coding region: 1-1758 (585 amino acids)
Source: RefSeq, a predicted model, not a curated record